GGAAACUUUAUUGAAAGGCAGGUUUUUUCUUCUUCUUUUUUUACAGGUCAGCUGCAGCGUUGUCAUGCAGAAGAACAACACUCUUCUAGAUAGCGAACAGAAGGUAUAUAUUCAAAGGUGUAUUAAUACACACAAGACUUUGAGCGAUGCCAGACGUUGAGCCACUCAGAUUCCCAUCAAGGGAAGGACGACCAAGUCAACAAGAUCAAGCAGAUCUUCAAGCCGUCUGCUCUGGUAGACGUCGCACAUGUGCUUUGCUUAACAGUCCCUUGCCAUGUGUCAACAAUGCCGUUUACCAUAUCCAAGAGCUGAAGAUGACGGUGGAAAAUUGGUGUCAACAGUCUGGAAAAUAUCCGCCAAAGAUCAAUCAGGACAAGCAUCAAUACAGCAAAACUUUAAGAUUUCAGUCCAGAGACUCGGAUACUGAGUUGGUGACAUCUACGGAAUUGUUCGUCGAAGGCAUCGCAAUUAGUGCCAGAGAAAGUUGUCCUUUGUCGCCACUAUUGAAGAAAAUAAAUGAUGUCCUGGGAGAGGUUGUGUAUCUGAUUGAACGGCUGGAGGCUGAUCGGCAGUAUGCAGAGGAAGCUCUCCACAAAGAGAAGAGAAGAAAAAGAUUCUUGGAGAACCAAGUCAACAGUAUUUCACUUUGGAAGCAACAAGAGCACUCUUUUUUAGUCCAAAAAGAGCACGAGGCAUGCAUUAGAGAAAUCACUGAACUGAAGUGGCAGCUAAACCUGGAGAGAGAGAAACUUGACCAUGCUCAGGAGAAACUGUCACACACUGAGGUGUGGAACCAGAGUUUACACGACGACAUCAACUUUGCCAAAAAACAAAUUCCCAUCGUAAAAGAAAACCUGGAGCGACAGAGAGGAAUUAUAAAUCAAAUCAACAACGCACAAGCUGAGGCUGAUGAAGUAUACUCAAAAACACAAAUGGAUCUCCUACUGGUUGAGAAGGAGAAAAGAAAGAUGGAGCUGGACACCAAGAAGGAAAAGACAUCACUGGAUUCUUUACUGUUGGUGACAAAGAAUCAGCUGGGUGACAAAUUGGGAGAUUCAAACCAGUUGAAGAUGCUCAAGGAAGGUCUACAGGCAGUAAUAAAGAAUGCCGAAAAGACGAUUGCACUUGCAGAAGAAAAGUGUGCAGCCACAACACAACGUUUCUCUGAAAUGAUGGAGCUCGAGAAAACUGAAGAAGACCGUAUUCUGCCAAUGAAACUUCAAAUUGAGGAUGAAAUGCGAAAGAAUAAGAAAUUAAAAGAGAAAGUGAUUGCGCUGCAAGAAAACAUUGAGAAAACCAGACGUCACGGGGAAGCAGAGGUUUCCUGCAUAGAAGAGCAGCUCCUUUCAAAACGUAAUGCUUUUGCAGCUCUUCGUACAGAAAACAUGGAGCAUGAACAGAAUGUGGAAGACUACAAGAUGAAAACUUCAGAGAGCGAGGAGGCAGUGAAGCAGAUGCAUGAGGAGAGGAAGCAGAUGCUCCAGAAAAUCAUUGACAAUGACGAGGAGUGGGAAAAGGCCAAGGAGGAAGUGACCCGGGUUGUAGCUCAGCACAGUGUCACCCAGACUAAACUGGAAGAGCAGGAGCAGCUCACCUCCAAGGAAGAACAGAGGGCCGGGGAUGAGAUUGAAAGCCUGAGGAAAGUUCUGACAGGUCAGAUGACCGCCCUGGAACUGCUGAAGGGUCAGUGUGCAAAUACAAAAGAAGAAAUGUAUCGACAGCAAAGGAGCUCAGAGCUGACUAAACAAGAACUUCAGAAAGAAUUUGAAGAUGCAUCCACAGCAACAAAAGAACUGGAGACACACGUUGUGAAAAUCAAGAAAUUGACAGAACAUUUGAAAAAGAUUCAGAGUGAACACAGGAACACAGUAGUCAACCUUGAGAAGGAGAAAGAACUCCAAUGUGACCACCUGAAAGCUGCUCAGGAUUUAAACGCUGCCGUGUUCAAGAGAUAUGACGACACCCUGGGCAGGAUCAGUGACCUCACGAAGAAGAGCGGAGAAUACCGGGAUGCUUCAGACAAAAUGGAAAAAAGAGUCGAAAUCAUGUCAGAAGUCAUAGCAGAACUUGAAAGGGUUUUUGAUGUGGUGGAAUUCAAAAACAAGUCAGCUGCACUCGUAAUGAGCACCUUGCAGUCUGAUAUUAAUAACUGCCAACAACGAACACAGCGAUCCAUGCAGACACACACCGCUCGUGUUACAGCAAGAAAGAAGGAAAUGGAAGACAACAAGGUAGCACUAAAAUUUGCACUGAAGGAGAACAAACGGCUGGCAACUGAGUACGAAGGUCUUAAGAAGAUCCUCAUGGAGGCCAAACAAAAGGCAGUGUCUGCACUGAGCGAGAAAAACCGCGCACAUAAAUCUUUUCAUUUUCACACACAGCUCUCUUUGUUGCAGAAGAGGAUGCACAGAGCUUUGGUGAAAUACUUCAAACAACGCAGCCUCUACGGCCAGGCUGAACUGGACCGGUGCCAGGCUCUCUCUCAAGAGACCGACCAGAAAAUACAAACAGCCCAGGAGGGGUUGUCAGCAGAAAGUCAGCUCAUCUCUGCGUUCCUGCAAUCCUUGACAGAUGACUCUACUACCACUGAUGAUGCCGGGGUGAACAAACAAGCCAGUCCAGGAUCGAAUGAGUAGAUGCCUUCAGUUCAAAUAGCAGUGUAAUUGGACAUUCACCUGUACCAGACAACUUACUUACUUACCUUAGCACGCUUCACUAUUCCCCCCCCCCCCCCUCUUUACUUGCAGCGAAUCCAUAACAAUGAAACAGGUGACUUUCAUGCUGCUGUCAGGACUGAUCUAAUUUUAGCUGGGUGAAUGAUUGCAAUUGGCUUUGCCUCAUCAGAUAAUUAAUCUAUGUCACCAUUAAUUGGAAAAGAGAAUAAUUACAGGCAGUGUUGACAGAAAUUCUACGCUUCUCCAGAUUCCAAGAUCUAAUUACAACUAGUGAAACCCCGUGACCUUAACUAGCACUUAGCACACCUUGGCCACCUUGACCGUGUCCAUGUGAAGACCACUGUCUCUUGAAAAGACCCCUGUUUUUGUUCGCGCUCCCCGCUCUCCUCACUCUCCGAGAGCUGUCUCCCUCAAUCACUUUUCAAUAUUCAAUCUUAAUUUUGUGGAAGUUUAGCAUUUUCAAUGAGCUGGAGAUGAAUGAUUAAUGAAUAAAUUUGAAUGCUUCAUUUUGUCCAUGGAUCAUUAGUUAAGUCCUUUGUGGGAAGGACCUGAGAAAGGAGUGAAAAUUAUUGAGACAUUAGCCUGAAGCAAUCCAGGGGUAAAUAGUGUGCACGAAAGGAUGUUGUGUGCGCACGAUGCACUGGCGUUCUAAAGAACCCUGGGGAAACGCUGUUUUCAAUUUGGAAUCUUAACCCAAUCACAUUUAUAGAAAAUAGUUUUUUAGUUUCAUCAUGUUUCAACAAUGACACACUAAUGGUACACAACACUACCGCCUGCUCCAUAUACAGCAGACUUUAAAAGUUACAUAUGAAUGUUUCUGCAUAAAGAAUAGUCUCAUCUGACUUAUUACAUAUUGUUAAUUUACAUAAAAAAUAGAAAUAAGUAAAUAAUAAUGGUCAUAUCUUUCCUGAAAGAGCACACAUGCUGUGGAUUUUCUCAAGGUCGAUGCUCUUCGACGGCUCCUUUAGAAACAGUGUUGCCCUCUCCUUCUGUCUGUGUCUGGUUGAUAGAGAUGCUGUUGUUUUGUUGAUACGCUGGAUGCCUCUCUCACUCGUGGGGACAGAAGGGGGCAGUGUGAACACAACAACCUUAGAGAGACAUAGUUGACUGCAACGCAGAUCGGUCUAGUGUCUUAACAUGGCCGUAGCGUUUCACCUCAAAUCAAUGAUUAUUGUUAUUAUUAAGUCAAACUGGAACAUUUUGAAAUACUUUUGGCUGAAAACAAAAGUAUUCACACGUUCAUACAUGUCGUCUC
Anarrhichthys ocellatus (wolf-eel) is the source of this 3930-nucleotide messenger RNA. It is a transcript of the gene ccdc178, whose product is annotated as coiled-coil domain containing 178. The coding region runs from base 147 to 2636 and encodes 829 amino acids. The transcript is spliced from 20 exons. NCBI's taxonomy places the organism in Eukaryota, Metazoa, Chordata, Actinopteri, Perciformes, Anarhichadidae. The record is from RefSeq and is a predicted model, not a curated record.